GGGGCGGGGUAGGAGGCGGGGCCCAGCCCUGUUAAGAGCGUGGCCGGCCGCGGCCACCGCGGACCCCAGAGAAAGCCGAGUGGCCACUGAGCCGGCAGAGACCCACCGAGCGUCGGCGGAGGGAGCAGCGCCGGGGCGCACGCGGGCACCAUGACCCAGACGCCCGCCUUCGACAAGCCCAAAGUAGAACUGCACGUCCACCUAGACGGAGCCAUCAAGCCUGAGACCAUCUUAUACUAUGGCAGGAGGAGAGGGAUCGCCCUCCCAGCUAACACAGCAGAGGGGCUGCUGAACGUCAUUGGCAUGGACAAGCCGCUCACCCUGCCGGACUUCCUGGCCAAGUUUGACUACUACAUGCCUGCUAUUGCGGGCUGCCGGGAGGCUAUCAAAAGGAUCGCCUAUGAGUUUAUAGAGAUGAAGGCCAAAGAGGGCGUGGUGUACGUGGAGGUGCGGUACAGUCCGCACCUGCUUGCCAAUUCCAAAGUGGAGCCAAUCCCCUGGAACCAGGCUGAAGGGGACCUCACCCCAGACGAGGUGGUGGCCCUAGUGGGCCAGGGCCUGCAGGAGGGGGAGCGAGACUUCGGGGUCAAGGCCCGGUCCAUCCUGUGCUGCAUGCGCCACCAGCCCAACUGGUCCCCCGAGGUGGUGGAGCUGUGUAAGAAGUACCAGCAGCAGACCGUGGUGGCCAUUGACCUGGCUGGAGAUGAGACCAUCCCAGGAAGCAGCCUCUUGCCUGGACAUGUCCAGGCCUACCAGGAGGCUGUGAAGAGCGGCAUUCACCGUACUGUCCACGCUGGGGAGGUGGGCUCGGCCGAAGUAGUAAAAGAGGCUGUGGAUAUACUCAAGACAGAGCGGCUGGGACAUGGCUACCACACCCUGGAAGACCAGGCCCUUUAUGACAGGCUGCGGCAGGAAAACAUGCACUUCGAGAUCUGCCCCUGGUCCAGCUACCUCACUGGUGCCUGGAAGCCGGACACGGAGCAUGCAGUCGUUCGGCUCAAAAAUGACCAGGCUAACUACUCACUCAACACAGAUGACCCGCUCAUCUUCAAGUCCACCCUGGACACUGAUUACCAGAUGACCAAACGGGACAUGGGCUUUACUGAAGAGGAGUUUAAGAGGCUGAACAUCAAUGCAGCCAAAUCUAGUUUCCUCCCAGAAGAUGAGAAGAGGGAGCUUCUCGACCUGCUCUAUAAAGCCUAUGGGAUGCCACCUUCAGCCUCUGCAGGGCAGCACCUCUGAGGACGCCACCCCUCCAAGCCUUCGCCCUGUGGAGUCACCCCAACUCUGUGGGGCUGAGCAACAUUUUUACAUUUAUUCCUUCCAAGAAGACCAUGAUCUCAAUCGUCAGUUCCUGAUGCUCCUGAAGCCUGUGUGUCCAUUUCUGCACACACGUAUACCUCGGCAUGGCCAUAUCACUUCUCUGAUUGUGUGCCCUGGCCAGGGACCAGCGCCCUUGCACAUGGGCAUGGUUGAAUCUGAAACCCUCCUUCUGUGGUAACUUGUACUGAAAAUCUGGUGCUCAAUAAAGAAGCCCAUGGCUGGUGGCAUGCAG
This is a messenger RNA of Rhinopithecus roxellana (golden snub-nosed monkey), 1555 nucleotides long. RefSeq names its product adenosine deaminase (gene ADA). The transcript is spliced from 12 exons. Gene Ontology annotation, biological process: purine ribonucleoside monophosphate biosynthetic process; adenosine catabolic process; inosine biosynthetic process. NCBI's taxonomy places the organism in Eukaryota, Metazoa, Chordata, Mammalia, Primates, Cercopithecidae. The coding region runs from base 151 to 1242 and encodes 363 amino acids. Gene Ontology annotation, cellular component: external side of plasma membrane; cytosol. Gene Ontology annotation, molecular function: adenosine deaminase activity. The record is from RefSeq and is a predicted model, not a curated record.